This is a messenger RNA of Lagopus muta (rock ptarmigan), 573 nucleotides long. RefSeq names its product serglycin (gene SRGN). Bases 84 to 503 code for a protein of 139 amino acids. The transcript is spliced from 3 exons. Lineage: Eukaryota; Metazoa; Chordata; Aves; Galliformes; Phasianidae. The record is from RefSeq and is a predicted model, not a curated record.
AAGUCGGUUUCCUUGCCCUGCCGUGUUUCUGAAGCGUGAGGCCGUGGUGGAGGCUGGCAAGGAGCGGAGGAGCGCCGGCCAACAUGCAGCUCCCGGUCAGAUGUAGCAGGAGGAUUUUCCUGGCUGUUUGUGUAAUCCUCUUUGUGGGAUGCACAGUGCAAGGUGCCCCCGCGCACAGGGCGCGCUACAAGCGGGUGCGGUGCCGGCCCGACGCCUGGUCCCCCAACUGCGUGGAGGAGAUGGGGCCCCGGUUCCAGCUGCCCGACGACGCGGCCAACAGGAUCCUGCCGCCCCUGGCCAACCCUGCCCUGAUGAAGAGGUACCAGGAGCUGGGCGACAUCUUCCCGCUCUCCGAGGAGCAGUCGGGCUCGGGCUGGGAGCCGGCGCUGGAGCCGGGCUCGGGCUCGGGAGCUGAGGCCGUUCCCGCCAUCCGGUCCGCACACCGCCCAGAUCUGCCGGCGGGGCUGGGGCAGCGGCUGCAGGAGGAGGCCCUGCUGCCGUAGCGCCUCGGCGCCGUGACGGACGGUCCCCGACCCAUCCCCUGCUCAAUAAAACCGCUGUCUUACAACCCUC